Messenger RNA from Anthostomella pinea, 573 nucleotides. The record is from the annotation of a GenBank genome assembly. Lineage: Eukaryota; Fungi; Ascomycota; Sordariomycetes; Xylariales; Xylariaceae.
AUGAAGGUCUUCUCCAACUCAUACACAUUCAACUACUCCUGGGAAGAAGUAUCCACAGCCAACUGGCGGAAGUACUGCCCGUGGAAUGACAAGACGACACAUGUCAUCGCCGUCGACACACUCGCACGAGAAGUCGACCAGGCCACCGGCAUUCUACGAACCGAGCGACUCAUCACCUGCAAGCAGUCAGCACCGGACUGGGUGAAGACCAUUUUGGGUUCCAUGGACACUAGCCAAGUCUUUGAGACAUCCUACGUCAACCCAGCCGAGAAGACCGUCACCAUGGUAUCGCACAACAUCACUUGGGCGAACAUGAUUAACGUUCAGGAGACGGUGGUGUACAAGCCCAUGGGAGCGAACCAGACAAGCUUCGAGCAGGACGCGCGGAUAACGGCCCUAUGUGGCGGCUGGCAGAGGAUCAAGAACAGUAUCGAGGACAGCCUGGUCACCCGGUUCCACGAAAACUCCAUGAAGGGCAAGGAAGGUUUCGAGUGUGUGCUCGCCAUGAGCCGGAGAGUAUUCGCCGAGGAACGCGAGAAGGAGAGACGGGGCGAUGCUAAGAUGAAGGCAUAA